CAAUUGUGCACUGCCUGUAUAAAUACGUGCAUCGCAAUAAAUCUAAAUUUAUUCAAUUGUACAUAGACAAGGAGAUACAAUGUUUGUUCUGAAACUGGUGUUUAUUGCGUGUGCGGUAUUAAUAAAAUGUGAAUCUGCGUUCGUGGACACAUUGACGAAAUGUAGUAUAAAAAACGACAAAUGCAUUGCUGAAUUGUACGAAAACUCACUUCGUUAUAUUGGCUCAGACGGCAUCCCGGAACUUAAUAUGCCUCCCAUAGACCCCUUCAAAAUUUCGAACGUAACAGUGACAGUGUUGGAUUCGAUCAAAAUAACUUUGACCGAUGGAGUUGUUAAGGGAAUCAGUAAAUGCCAAGUAAAAAAGUUCCAUAUUGAUAUGGAGGCAUUAACUGGCACACAAGAAUUCGUUUGCGACUUAACAGUUAGAACUAACGUCGUUUUCGAAGGCUCGAGUCCAGCAGCACAAGGAUUAUUUGGCACUUCUUCAAUUGAUGGCACGGGGAAGGGAAAAGUUAAACUUGAAAAGUUAUUCUUGCACCUUGAUUUUCCAAUUAUCCCUUAUAAGAAAGAAGACGGUGAAAUUUAUUUUAAAACUACAAAAGAAAAAAUUAAAUACAAAUAUGAUGUCGAUAAAGCAUCUUUCGCAGCUGAUAAGAUAACAUUAGGAUCAGAGGAUAUCAGUAAAGUUGUCGUCCCUUAUUUAAACGAAAAUUUCAAAACAAUACUGAAGACUUUCGGUAGAGUAUUCUUUGAUAAGGUUAUAGAAUUUGCAUUUACUUCAGUAGAAUUAAUUUACGGUAAUGUAGCGGCAAAAUAUUACCUUGAAGAGGAUCUAACACCUUAUGUUGAAAAUUAAUACGUAUUUUAAAAUGUCUGUGAUUUAAUGUACUGAAUAAAUAGUAUUACCUGAA
This is a messenger RNA of Bicyclus anynana (squinting bush brown), 911 nucleotides long. RefSeq lists its product as uncharacterized. The record is from RefSeq and is a predicted model, not a curated record. Lineage: Eukaryota; Metazoa; Arthropoda; Insecta; Lepidoptera; Nymphalidae. The coding region runs from base 80 to 856 and encodes 258 amino acids. The transcript is spliced from 5 exons.